GUUUUUACUGCUCUGCUUGAAGAACAACUUGAAUAUCAUCGUGUGGCGAUGCGUACGCUUGAGAUGGUUUUGCCUGAGAUUCGUCGUGAUAUUGAUAACGCUCGUCCCCGCCCAAUGUUUGGUGUUGAUUUGAGUGAGCAUCUUCGCCAUACCCAGGGUCGUGUUGCGGUUGUUUUGGAAAAAUGUUGUACGAUGCUAAGAGCAAAUGGAUUCAACGAGAAAGGAUUAUUUCGAGUCAACGGAAACAAUACGAAAAUACGACGGAUGAAAUCUGCAUUCGACGCAGGCCAAAUAGAUAGCGACGAGCGUGCGUACUUUCUCGAUCCACAUGCAGUCUGUAGCGUGCUUAAAAGUUAUCUAAGAGAGUUGCCUGAUCCCCUUCUCACUCAUAAGCUCCAUAGCGACUGGGUCAACGCUUUAAGGUUAAAGGAUGAAGCGAAACUGUUGGCGUUUGAACGAUGUAUAGGCGAACUUCCAGCAUGUCAUAGACACAAUCUCACCUAUCUUAUCAAUUUCCUCUCGGAAAUGUUGCAGUAUCAGGAGCAAACAGCCAUGAAUUGUGGCAAUCUUGCGAUAGUGUUCGGUCCUAAUUUGCUUGGUGGAGAUAUUGAAGAAAGUAAUGCUGUAGGUACCAAGGUAAUCUCCAAUACGUAUGGUUUCGAUUUAGAUUUAACUGCAUCGCUAUUGUCGUAA
Haemonchus placei is the source of this 693-nucleotide messenger RNA. The record is from the annotation of a GenBank genome assembly. NCBI's taxonomy places the organism in Eukaryota, Metazoa, Nematoda, Chromadorea, Rhabditida, Trichostrongylidae.